Messenger RNA from Lytechinus pictus (painted urchin), 2449 nucleotides. Its product is annotated as A disintegrin and metalloproteinase with thrombospondin motifs 6-like. The record is from RefSeq and is a predicted model, not a curated record. Bases 1262 to 2434 code for a protein of 390 amino acids. Lineage: Eukaryota; Metazoa; Echinodermata; Echinoidea; Temnopleuroida; Toxopneustidae. The transcript is spliced from 7 exons. Gene Ontology annotation, molecular function: metallopeptidase activity.
UCUAUCGAGGGAAGGACGUUGGAGAGUCGGUAUAGGUGUUCAUUUACAGGGAACACAAUCACAAGAAUAGGUGUAUAUUUACUCUCAACAGGGUGAGCACACAUACACUUAGCUCUUUGAACUAACAGGUGGAUUUUGGAAAGCUCAGGACUGUAUUACCUUGGUUGAAGUCUAGAAUCAUUUUUUUUUUACUCUGCUUUGAUCUCUCACUUCGUGAACUUGGACUUUGUAUUGGUGUUAAUUCAUUUGCAACACAUUAACGGAAAUAACCAGACAGAGUAAAUAUAUAUUUACGAGGCUUGGAAUCAUCUUCCUGUCUUUUUUUGUGUGUACAGAUUUAGGAGAGAAGAGCGGAUCUGAAUUGUUGUUUUACCUCGGACAAGCAAGACAACGAACACAACACAGCCAGAUAACUUCAUGGUGGAGACUCCUCACAUUGAGUUCUUCGAGUAUUGAAUGUACGCAAGUUCAGCAGCAGUAUUGAAUCUCUGUAUCAACUUUUGCCAAGGUUCGUGUGCCUAGCAUUAGUGAGUGUGCCACAUCGUUGCUCAAAGCCAUCGGGGAUAGACCGAACCUGAGCAGACCCAGGAUUUAAAUGUGGAAAUAAGCUCAGCAAGACAAAUUACUCAGGCAACAUAUUGGAAAAUCGGAACGCCAAAUUUCCUUCACCAUUAGCUGAAGGAAGAGGCACACGGGAAUAGUGGAUCAAUGUAAAAUUAGGUUGUGUCCUUGGUUUGCGGAACACAGAAGAAUCGUAUAUUUUAUAGUGGUGAGAAGUUGCCAUCGUGGGUCAAUUUGCUGACCGUUCAGUCUUGCUACUAGGCCGGCGAGGACGGAAGAUGUUUUGGGAAAUAUAGCGUAAAGGGGAGAGACAAGUGACCUGACGACCGAGACCUCCAGCUGCCAAGGAGAUCCGGGUGAAAUCAACAUCGAGACUACUUACAACCCGGAUAGGGUUAAAGUGAGCUGAAUAUGUUAAAACCAUCCAGCUUUUUCAUUCCCAUAACAAUUUAUAUGGAUUGACUGAUUGAUUGGAUGAAUGCACUCCAAAUUAAAUGUAUGGGACGUAUGCGUCCCGCCAAAACUUACAGAGUAACUGUACCCUUAAAUCUAUAACGUCUUUUGCAGUACAUUACAUUGAAACCUUAACUUCAGAGGGACUCUACCCUUUACAUACUGUUCAAACAGGUAUAUGCCGAUGCAACACAACACGUGUAUGAUUGUAUUCUACUGAUGAUGUACACAGUAUAGCCAAAACGCAAUGGAUAUAACGGACUUUGCCUUGAUCCUCGGCUGUCUGCUAGGUAUACUGACUCAAUGUCUGAGUGGACGAAUUAUCCCACCCCCUCACUAUCACGAUGAACUUCAAAGACGCGUAGGCGAUCACGAAAUCAUAAUCCCAACACUUGUUGAUCACAGGGGGGAAUUCUUAUCUUUCGAUGUCAUAAACAGCAGGAAAAGGACUCGAAGGCAUGCUCCUAGUGAGAACGAUGUCGAGCAAGAACACACAUCGUCGUCAUCGUCGCGCGUGGCCGACGACGACGGUCGACCACACCACUACGUUCCUCACCAUGGUCGAAUGAACUACAAACUCUCCGCAUACGGGAAUGAAUUUCACUUGAACUUAACGCUGAAUCAUAGACUCACUUCCAAAGCGUUCGUUGUCGAAUAUUUGAACUCGACGGGGGUCGAGAGGCGACAUCGGAACGUCGACGUGUGUCACUAUCAUGGCCAUAUCGUGGGUCAUAGGAAAUCAAGUGUAGCGAUCAGCAAUUGCCGUGGAUUACAUGGAUAUAUCAGAUCUCAUGAUGGAGAGGAGUUUAUGUUGGAGCCUGUGGACCAUUAUAAAAAGUAUGUGCGUGAGGGGCAUCCCCAUGUCAUUUACAAGCGUUCAUCGCCCCCUCAACAGCAGGAACCAGAUGAGGAGAAGGUGGCAUGCUCAGUUAAAAAACGUGAGGAGAAGCAGGAGUGGUGGCAAUCAGUCAGUGAUUUCUCUCUAGCGAAAGAUGUUGAGAAGAAGCUUCAGGAUCCUGAAUAUCUGGCCCACUACCGGAGGAAACGGGUGAGCAGUCUGAGCACCGAAAGGAACGUUGAAACCCUGGUGGUCGCUGACAAGAUGAUGAUGGGUUACCAUGGGGAGACCAGCAUCGAAUCCUACCUCCUCACUCUCAUGAACAUUGUGGCGAAUCUCUACCAUGAUGGGAGCAUAGAGAAUGCUAUCAAUGUUGUCGUCACCAGGAUGCUACUCCUUACACAAGAUCAGAGAAACCUUAGCUUGAGUCAUCUUGCUGGUAAAUCGUUACAAAGCUUCUGCGAGUGGCAGCAUGCCAUGAAUCCAACACCUAAUCACAACAUGAACAUCUCCAACGACAUGCUGGUGUUUCCUAACCAUGAUAAUGCUGUGCUUAUAACAAGGUAUGUGCCUUUUCAUUGAUUUGCUUUACUUCGC